Scleropages formosus (Asian bonytongue) is the source of this 2158-nucleotide messenger RNA. Its product is annotated as reticulon-4 receptor-like. Gene Ontology annotation, molecular function: ganglioside GT1b binding; protein binding; ganglioside GM1 binding. The transcript is spliced from 2 exons. Lineage: Eukaryota; Metazoa; Chordata; Actinopteri; Osteoglossiformes; Osteoglossidae. Gene Ontology annotation, biological process: positive regulation of Rho protein signal transduction. The record is from RefSeq and is a predicted model, not a curated record. The coding region runs from base 538 to 1983 and encodes 481 amino acids. Gene Ontology annotation, cellular component: plasma membrane; external side of plasma membrane.
UCCCGCGAUCCCGCACAAAAACGCAGCAGUACAGUCAAUAUCGUGUUACAUGUGCGGGCGCCGCGCACCCCAGGAGCUCCCGGCGCUCUGUGGGCUGUGGCUGCGGACCUACCCACCGGCCGAGCCGCGCUCCCUCCUCCCGCUCCCCGACCCCGGAUUGCUCUUGUUCUUUGCCUCGCCGGAUUGCUGCGGUGCCUCUUGCUCUUCUUCGCGGUCCAGCCUCCAGCCUCUCUUUCGCGGGGGGGACUCUUGCCCAUUUCCUGAAGAGGAUCCUCUCGCCCGUGGGGAUGUUGGCCGCAGGUUCGCGCUCGCCGCGCUCCGCGGAUGCGCGCGCCUAGGAUCCGGAGGAGACUCGGUUCUCCCGUCCGCCCGCCCGUCUCUCCGUCUCUCCGCACCUGCUGCCUCAAGUUUUCAUGAAGGCGUCGUCGGGCUUCGCCGCUCCCGUGGAUUUGCUCUCGUUUCACGCAAACAGCCGCGCUUUUUUGCCAGUUUAGGCGAGAACGAGUGUCCGCCCGUUGGGAUUUACCCCUCGGUACCAUGAAGACCGCCGUUCUCGAAGGAUGCAGGCUCCUGCUCCUUGCGUUGUGGCUGCCAUCUGCGUCAGGAACAGAGGGCUGCCCAGCGAUGUGUGUCUGCUACAGUGAGCCGCGACUUUCUGUGGCUUGUCAGCAGCAGGGACUCCUCUCCAUUCCUACUGAUAUCCCUGGGCAGAGCCAGAGGAUCUUUCUGCAGAACAACCGGCUGACAGCAGUGCGCUCCACUAGCUUUAGCUCCUGCCGCAACCUCACGGUCCUCUGGCUCUACUCCAACAACAUCAGUCACAUAGAGGCAGGUGCCUUCUACGGCCUGGGCCGACUGGAGGAGCUUGACAUUGGUGACAAUGGCAACCUGCGCAAUAUUAGCCCGACGGCUUUCCGUGGCCUGUCCAGGCUGCACACCUUACACCUACACAGGUGCGGCCUCUCCGAGUUACCCGUCGGGGUGUUUCGGGGCCUCUUCUCCCUGCAGUACCUCUACUUACACGAUAACAACCUUCUUACCCUGCACGACGAAACUUUCCUCGAUCUGGCCAAUCUCUCUUACCUGUUCCUUCACAAUAACAAGAUCAAGACUGUGUCUGACCGUAUGCUGCGAGGCUUGGUCAACCUGGACCGCUUACUCUUUCACCAGAAUCAUGUGAAUUUUGUCCAUCCCAGAGCGUUCCAUGACCUGGGAAAGUUAACCACUUUGUUCCUUUUCCACAAUAACCUGACAGUACUGACUGGGGAGACCAUGGAGCCUAUGGUGUCUCUUCAGUAUCUGCGUUUAAAUGGAAACCAGUGGAUAUGUGACUGCAGGGCUAGAACACUUUGGGAGUGGUUCAAGCGCUUCAAGGGAUCCAGCUCCGAGCUGGAGUGUCAUGUUCCUGCAGCUCUUGCCGGAAAAGACUUAAAGAGACUGAGGAGCAGUGAUUUGGAAGGGUGCGUUGAUAAUGCACAUCAGACUCGAACCAGUAUCGUAGGCACCAAAAUGCGGUCUGGAAAGUACCCCACCAUAGAGACCCCUCUCUGGGGAGGGACUCCUAGGUGUUGUCUCCCAGACAGUGAUAAGUCAUCCAUCAUCUCCAGCAAGAGCUUGCCCGAUCCUUCAUCCUACAACAGUCGCCAGAUCACCAACAGCUCCCCAAAGGAGAAGGAGAACAUUGCCAAGACCAAGUUCUCAGAAGCAGACCAGAUGGAGAAUGGCACCCGUAACAAGCAGAACUUGAACGAUGGGCCUGGCCCAGGAAACUCCAACCUGAAUCAGUCCCUGGGAAAAGUCAAGCCGGAUCUUACUGAUGGCAUGGAGUCAUCCACAGACCCGUCAAGGAAGAAGAAAAAGUGCUCCAAGAAAGUGCGGUCAGAUGCUCAGUGCCUCAAAAGCAAUGGUUCCCCCACUCGAGCAUUGGACAUCCUUGUUUUAUCUGUACUGUGGCUGUCCUUAACCAUCUGCUGGACUUGGUAAUGCUAGAGAGAGCAAGAAAGAUCCCUCCAAGAUGUCACUACUGGACAUGUCAGACUGUGGAAUUUUCUCAUGAACUUUCUCAAAGAAAGAAGAGGAGAAGGGGACACACUUGAUCCUAAGGGAAAGAAGAUGCUAUAGUUAAAAAUGAGAAAAAAAGAAAAAAAAAAAAAAAAAA